Messenger RNA from Closterium sp. Yama58-4, 2334 nucleotides. Lineage: Eukaryota; Viridiplantae; Streptophyta; Zygnematophyceae; Desmidiales; Closteriaceae. The record is from the annotation of a GenBank genome assembly.
AUGCGCGUGGUGUCGUGGAACAUCAACGGGCUGCCGACCACAUUCAAGGAGGCCAGCAGCAAAUACGGCUCCGUCGCCAACUUCUUCUCAAAUGUCCUCCGCGCGGACGUGCUCUGCCUGCAGGUACUGCUCACCAUCAUCACCGCGUACGACGCUGUUAGGACGGACCACGGGCGGUUUGUGCUGCUGAACGUGUACGUGCCGAAUGCAGGCGAGCGCAAGCACGGGCGCCCGCGGCUGCGACGCAAGAUGGCGUUCCUGCGAGCGUUGCGCUCAGAAUGCGAUGCGAUAAGGGCGAGUGGGCGGCACGUGGUGGUGGUGGGCGACAUCAACAUCUCCCACCGCGACAUAGACGUGUUCCACCAGUGGCGCGUUGCCCACAUCUACUGCCCUGCGGAGCUGCAUUGGCUGGAAGCGCUGUUUGGGAGCCCCGGUGCGCCCUACGUGGACCUAUUCCGCCACUUCCACCCCACGGCUGCCGGUGCCUUCACCGUGUGGGACCAGCGCACCGACGCGCGCAGCCGCAACGAGGGCCAGCGCAUCGACUACGCAGUGUGCGACACCGCCUUCCUCCCGCAAGUCCUUGCAUGCGACAUCGUGCGAGUGUCUCCCAAGCAGUGGAGCGACCACGCUGCCGUCGCCCUCACCCUCUCUGAUGAUACCUCCCCGAAGGUGCUGCCCCCGCACCCCCGCCCUGCGCUGUCCGCGCGCAACAUGCGGAAGUUCCAGGAAGAUGUGACGCAGAGGAAGCUGACUGCCAUGUUUGUGGCGCUGUGGCUGUACGUGUUCGCAUACGCGUCCACCAGUGUGGACCUGCAUCCGCACGAGCACCGCAUGCUGCCGCAGUUCUCGCCCUUCGUUGCUGGCGUUCAGGUGUCGCCACUGGCGCCGAUGCCAUCGCCCCCGCCCGUGCUGGUGACGUUCGCGCGCUACCCGCCCAUAGUCAACGAGCAGUGGGCCACGGGCCGCCCCAACGUGCGCGUCGAGCCCUACUCCUACCGGAGCUGGUUGUUUCACUUCAACAAGUGGUCGCAGAUCACCCUCUCCUUCUCCAACAUCCGCUCCCACCUCCCCCUCGACCUGCUAGUCGUUGAAGGGUUGAGUCAGAUGAAAAAGUUCAAGGAUGAUCCGAGGGCGUUCACUGGAGCACUGAGGAAAUACCCUCUCUCGGGCGACGACGCAGUGACGUUUCAAGUGCCCAGGGACAACGACUACUACUUCGUGCUCGUCAACUACAAUGCCUACCCGGCUAUGGUGGGCUUGGCGCAUUUCGAGGUUAUCAGUGUGCUGUAUGACAUCAGCAAGGGCAAGAAGGCCUGCAAGAUCAGGAACAGGCACCCUGCUCCCUUGGGAUCUUCAAACGAGACAGAUGACGUGGACGGGAAAACUUUAACAAACGCCACAAGUGGUUUCAUGCGCAUGCCUAUGUCCAUGAAUGGCUCUUCGGCUGUUGCCCCACGCAGCACUGCUGAGCUGAUGCCACCUGCUGAUGCUGAGAAUGUCACUGCCACAUACACCAGUGAUGGUGUUGCUCUCAUUGAUAGCGAUGAUGAUGAUGAUGAUGAUGACUAUGGCUUUUGCACUGCCAAGCUGCCACUGUGGGAAACCCGAUACGUUGUUCUUGCUGCUCCCAAGACGAACAAGCCUGACAGCACAUGGCAUGUGCAGGUGGUCUACCAGCCACGAUGGCUCGCCUACUUAGCUCUUGUUGGCAUCCCCUUUCUGCUCUCGCUCAUCGCCCUCUCCAUCUACCGCUGUCAGCAGUACCUGCAGCACCGCUCUGACUCCAUGCGCCAGCCCUCCUCCCUCGCCUCCAUCUCCACAGACCCCUCCCCUCUCCCCUCCUCCUCGCCCGCAGAGCACCACCCUCUUCUCGCCCCUACAGACUCCCCCCCGCUGUACACGCCUCUUGACCAAGCCACAGCAGCUGCGUGCAGCGACGUGUGCACAGCAUCCCAUUCACAAGCUCCGAUUCCUGACACAUGGGCUGUUUCAACCACCACUGACGCCCUACCUGAUUCCAGCGCUCCCUCAGCCCCUCCCCUGGAGUCAUCAUCACCCGGAAAGGCAGAGGCUGGGAUGGGGGCUACAUGGCGGGGGAGUGAGGUGGCAGGAGGGUCGGGGUCAGGUGUAGGGAAAGGAGGGGAGGGUGAGGACCAGGAUAAGAACUGCUGCUGCGUGUGCAUGGAGAAUCCGCGGAAUGCGGUCAUUCUGGACUGCGGGCAUCGUGCCACGUGCUACUCGUGCGGGCAGGAGCUCAUGCGCAUGGCAAACAAGCGGUGCCCCAUUUGCCGCAGGGAGGUGCGGGAUGUUACAAGGAUAUACGACGCGUGA